AUGUCAUUCAGCUUUGGAGCUCAACCGAAACCUGCCUUUGGCGGUUUCUCAACACCCAAUCCACAAGGAUCAACGUCCAACACCGGUGGCUCCUUAUUCGGUUCAGCACCUUCUCAGCCUGCAAACCCUUCCGCUUCACUUUUCGGCUCGACUCAGCAACCACAACAGCAGCCACAACAGCCAGCUACUGCAGGAGGGCUUUUUGGCUCGACCACUAAUCAACCUUCGGGUACAACGACAGGAGGGGGAUUAUUUGGUUCAACGUCACAACCUUCAACCGGUAUGUUCGGAUCAACCGCACAACCUGCUCAACAACAACAACAGCAACAACCAAAUGGAGGCGGGUUGUUCGGAUCAGCACCAAAUCCUGCAGCCGGAUCAUCAAGUGGAGGAGGAUUGUUCGGUUCAAUGAACACAACCAAUAACAAUGCGGGCGCAGGAGGUAGCUCGUUAUUUGGUCAGCAGAAUAGUGCUAAACCUGCUGGAACCGGAUUAUUUGGAUCAACAAAUCAACCUGCUGCAGGAGGAUCAAGUAUGUUUGGACAAAGUACCACUCAGCCAAAUUCCACUGGGACGGGAUUGUUUGGUUCAACACAACAACCUCAACCUCAACAGCAACAGCAACAAGGCGGAAGUCUAUUUGGUGGAUUUGGUCAACAGUCACAAUCGGGGGCAAAACCUGCCGGAGGUUUGUUCAGCGGUUUUGGUGGAGCGAGUCAACAACAACAGCAACAGCAGCAGCAACAGCCACAACAGCAAAAUUUGCAAGGGUCUUCAAUGUGGAAUGCCAACAAUUCAAGCUUAGGGCAAAGUACAAUGGGUGGACCAAUGAACGCUUCUACUUCAAGUAAUGUGAAUCCCUACGGCGUGAAGCAAGAGCCCGAUAUGGAGACUAGGAUAAAAGAUAUUCAAGGAGCUUGGGAUAGCAAUAGUCCUGAUUGUAGAUUCAAGUACUUUUUCUACAAUGUAGUCGAAGAAGGUACCACGAGUAGAUAUGGGAGACCACAAGGUGCAAAUGAUGAUUCUAAAUGGGCGAAAGCACUAAGAGAUAAUCCGGACCCUAAUUGUAUGGUACCUGUAUUGGCUACCGGAUGGGCCGAUGUGAAAAAACGAGAGCAGCAACAAGAGAACCUAGCUAGUGUACAUCAGCAGCGAGUCAAGGAAUUGCAAGCUGCUUUAUCACACACUCGCCAAACAUCGUUAUCCGCUUCGAUUCGACUAACAAACUUGCAAGCACAGCAGACACAACUGCUUCAUCGGUUAAUACAUCUUGUAUCACAAACGCCGCAAUACGUACCCUUAAUCCAGUCUUCUGCAUUCAGACAAGAAGAAGCAGAGAUGCAAAAGCAAUUGGAAGGCGUUAAAGCUGAACUGGAAGGAAAGGGUCGAAAUGCUGUUAGACCAUCGCAUUCAAUUGGAUUGAAUGGCAAUGGCAGAUCUACGCCAGUGGGAGUUGGUAAAGGUAGAUUACUGGGACAGGUGAAUGAGCUUUGGGGACAGUUAGAAGAGAUUAGAAGAAGAAGGAAAAUUAGGAACAAUGAUGGAUCAGAUCAAAGUUGGCUUAAUGAUGAAAAAGCAUUAGCGGAAGUUGCGGAUAUAUUAGCUACUCAACAAAUGGCCCUGCAGAAAUUAAGUGGAUUGGUACAUGAAGGUCUGGAAGAUACGGAAGUAAUGAGACAGGGUUUAGGUAUGAUCAGCAGUCAAGAGAGAUAA
Messenger RNA from Kwoniella shivajii, 1713 nucleotides. RefSeq lists its product as uncharacterized. Gene Ontology annotation, cellular component: nuclear pore; nuclear pore central transport channel. Gene Ontology annotation, molecular function: structural constituent of nuclear pore. The record is from RefSeq and is a predicted model, not a curated record. Gene Ontology annotation, biological process: nuclear pore organization; NLS-bearing protein import into nucleus; protein localization to nuclear inner membrane. The transcript is spliced from 5 exons. The coding region runs from base 1 to 1713 and encodes 570 amino acids. NCBI's taxonomy places the organism in Eukaryota, Fungi, Basidiomycota, Tremellomycetes, Tremellales, Cryptococcaceae.